Exophiala xenobiotica is the source of this 324-nucleotide messenger RNA. RefSeq lists its product as uncharacterized. The coding region runs from base 1 to 324 and encodes 107 amino acids. NCBI's taxonomy places the organism in Eukaryota, Fungi, Ascomycota, Eurotiomycetes, Chaetothyriales, Herpotrichiellaceae. The transcript is spliced from 2 exons. The record is from RefSeq and is a predicted model, not a curated record.
AUGUCUGCUCCUCAAGACGAAUUCCAGCCCGGCAGCGACGCGAUCGAAGGAGUCAGUGGUGCCGAUACCGUCCAGAACGACUACAAAUCCCGAACAGGACAGAGCACCAUUCCUGUCCAGAAAGAUGAAGUUCCGGUUGAGGAUCCCAUCGACGCCAAAACUGCCGACUCGGACGAGCAACUAGCUCGCGACGACACCGAUGCCAUUGACCAGAGCAAUAUCAUCGAUGAGCGUACUCGUGGUGCAUCCAAGUCAUACAGAGAGCCUGGCGACGAGGAAGGUCUUCCUGGCCCGGAUGACGGAACCAGUGCUGUGGCCUAUUAA